AAAACAAAACAAAAAACAAACAGAUGAGUAAGCACCCUGUGUGCCGCUCCAUUUCCAAGAAAACAUGAUGUGAAACUGCAGCAGGUUCCCACAUUUCUGUACUAUAAGGGCCACACCCAUACACUGCCCACUUCUGGAAGAAGGCAGAAGAAAGGAGAGCAGCAGCCCAGGUCCAGAGGGGGUAAGUGAAUAAUCACUUUUCAUUGCAUGUUACUUUAGAGCAUGAAGCACCACAGGUGAUCUUGAAAUAUCUCCGGGUGCAAACCCGGUCUGCAUCAGGCUCCUGAGGCUGACGUUCUAGAAACGACCAGGCUUGUCCCACCUUUUAUGAGACCUGUGCGUUUCUAGUUUUGAUGCUCUGAUCGGAUCUACUGGAGUAAGAACUCUUGAGCUGGGCUCCGCACAACGCAGAGAUGAAAGCGUUUUGUCAGUGGCCUGCUGAGGCCAUCUUGGGAUAUCCAGCCUCGUUCUUCAGAUGAUUUCCCAGGAUUGAACUCCCCAGGUCAGAGCACACGCACAUCUGUCUCUGGGGCAGUGGUGCUACUAGCAUGUGUUCUGGAAGGAAUUACCAUUUGAGGAUUCUGCUUAAGCAAGUUUCCCUGCAGUUUCCCUAGCUUUGAGUUUUUUCACUUUUCCUUAAUUUUAGUUUUAAUGGUACCUCAUUGAGGUUUGAUUUUUGCCAUCAUUAGCAUAGUUCCACUAACCUCUCUGCACUGCAGCCUCUCUGUUCCUUAAACUGUCAUCUGCUGCCCUGGGGCCUUUGCACAUGUCCCUCCAUCCACUUGGAGUGGGCCGCCUCCUCUGGGAAGCCCUCCUGCUGCUCUCAGCCUAGGACAGGCUCUGGCAUUAGGGGCCCCCUGGAACAGGCACGAAUGUGUAGCUACAAAGCUUAUCCUUUAAAUGUGAACUUGUCUUCAUUCAGUUGGUCCCUGAUGACUGGGUGGGUGAUGAUGACAUAACUAUUGUCCGAGGGUCGUCUCAGGAGUCUGGGCCACUCAGCCAAGACCACUCCCCUGGUGUGCCUCCAGGCCAGGGGACUUCCUGGAGGAAGCGGACUGCGGGCCUGGGAGGCUGGACAAGGACUUAGGACCCUGGGGGUGGCCAGAGCUUUUGUACCCUCCUCCCUGGGGAGCAUGUGGCAGAGAGGGGGGAAGCCUCCCUCUCCUCUGCCAGCCUGGGCGUGGGCGUCCAGUUCUGAAGGACACGUGACCGAGUGGAGAUGGAAAAAGAAGGCCACGCAGCAUGGGCUAGGCCUUUGCACCCUUGAUGCCACAACAUGUGGCAAAGAGGAUCAAAGCCCAUUCUAGAGACGGGCAAGAUGUGGCCCAGGGAGGGGCAGGGGACAGCCGCAGGCUCAGCCUCUGUCCCCUCCCUGGCCCUUAGUGAUGACUACCUGUCCCUGGAGGGGCCCCACUGGAUGCCAGCCAUCAAGCAGGCAACACGUUGGAAGUACACGCCCAUGGGACGAGACACAGCCGGCCAGCUGUGGUACACUGGCCUAACCAACUCAGACUCCCGUGAAGCCUGGUACACGCUCCCACGGGCCCUGGACAACCCCUACCGCGAGGCUUACUCCCACUGGCACGGAUGCUACAGCCACCGGGAGCGGGGCAUUCCCUCGGCCUACACCCAGCACCUUCGGGAGACCGCCUGGUACGACCCCAUCAUGCCUGCCCAGUACAAGGCCCCCAGCACGCGGUGGGGGACCAUGCUAUGGAAAGACAGACCCAUCUGGGGCAAGGAAUAUGUGGUCGACAGGCACCGACACGGGGUGGAGCCACGGGGGCGGGUGUCCAACCAUGUGCCCUACCUGUCGGCGCAGCAGCGUCCACGCUACACGGCCCAGAACUACCGGCAGUGGGACCUGGAACCCUACUGCCCAUCCACUGGCCAGCAGCCCCCACCUGUCCACACUCCCACUCUCUGAUAAAGACCUUCCCCCUGCGGGGACACUGCGCCUCUC
Molecule: messenger RNA, 1963 nt
Organism: Rhinolophus ferrumequinum (greater horseshoe bat)
Lineage: Eukaryota; Metazoa; Chordata; Mammalia; Chiroptera; Rhinolophidae
Gene: TEKTIP1
Product: tektin bundle interacting protein 1
Exons: 3
Coding region: 1277-1927 (216 amino acids)
Source: RefSeq, a predicted model, not a curated record